Messenger RNA from Paramecium sonneborni, 2646 nucleotides. The record is from the annotation of a GenBank genome assembly. NCBI's taxonomy places the organism in Eukaryota, Ciliophora, Oligohymenophorea, Peniculida, Parameciidae.
AUGAUUAGUGUUAAUUUAAGAGUAGUAAUUCAACUAACUUAUUUUAUAAUGGUGCUUGCAAUAAAAUUAGUUAAUCAUAAUGCAGAAUACUUUUAAGUAAUCUUUAGUAUGGUUUUGACAAUAAUGUUUAUACCAUUUAAUAGAUUUAUUAAUACAUGCGUUGAGCAUUAAUAAUUGGUAUGUAAGUCAUUAUGGUAAAUUCUAAACCUUUUUUGUUUAGGGAGUGUUGAUUUUGGAUUAAAAAAUGAUGGAUUAUUAAGCAGAUUUUAAUAUUUUUGGUUGGGUUUGACAAUUUAAUUGGAAGUAGAUACUACUAUUUCAAAUUAAAUAACUAGAGUUGGAUAUUUAUUAGUUGUAAUUGCAUCAGCAAAUUUAACUACAAUUUAUUUAUUAAUAGAUUCAUCUUAAAUAGGAAUUAUUUUUGGUGAAGCUCUUUAUGCUUUAUUAUUAUUUUAUUAAUUUAUGAUGUCUACAAAAACAUAGAUAUCAAAAUUACCAUAAAAGAAACCUAGUAGUAGAAGUUUGACUGAAAAAUUAGAAAGUCCUUAGUAAUAAAUAUUUGAUGAAGAUUCAAAUUAAAUUAAAUUUAUGUCAUUAAAUUAAGGAGUUAUUAAAAAUCCAUCUAUUUAUUCAAGAGAUCCAUCAGUUCUUGAAUAAAUAGAAUAAUAAAAAACAUUUUAUGAAAUUUUAUUCAAUUAAUUUCCUGAAGGAAUAAUGAUAAUUAAUGAUCAAAAUAAAAUUGAUUAUCAUAAUAAUUAAGUUUAUACAUUAUUAGGAAGAAAACAUACAUAAAAUAGAUAAGAUUAAAUAUUAUCUAGAUUGUAUGAAUUAAAAAAUUAUAGUUCUAAAUUUCAAUUUGAAGAAUAAGCAUAAUUUGAUUCAUUUUUUUCAAUGUUAGAUAAAAAGUUAAAAUAUAACUAAAAUGAAUAAUAUUAUUAACCUUUUUAUUAAUAAUUUGAUUAGUAAAUAAAUGAUGAGAAUUCUAAAGAAAGUAUUUUUAAUAAUAAUUAUGAUGAUAAUCAAACAGAUUAUUAUUAUUAAGCUGAACUGAGUAAGGCUGAAACCCUAAAAUAAGAAUUAGAUAAAGCAUUAUAGGAGAAAGCUUAAGAUAAAAAUGGAUUACCUUCUCCAUAUUAAAGAUAACAAUCUUUUCAUUCUUAGAAAACAUAUAAAGGAUAAGAUAAAAUAAGAUUUUCUCCUGAAGUCAAAAAAAUGUUAUGUAUGAUAGAAGAAUCUACAGAAGAUUAAAAUAAUGAAUUAUAAGAAGAUAAAUCAUAAGAUGAAUGCAAUACUGGUUUAUUGAUUCAGAUAACAAUUAAACCAUAUAUAUAUGAAAAUAAGAGAAGUGUUUUAUUAAUGAUAAGAGAUGUAUCUUUAUUUAAUCAAUUCAAAGUUUUAUAAUAAUAAAAUAAAAAUAAAUCUAGAAUGUUAUCAUAUGUUUCACAUGAAUUACGUAAUCCAUUAGGAGCAAUAAUUGAAAUAAAUUAAUAAUUGAAGAUUUAAUUUUCGUAAGAUAAGAAUUUAAUUUAAAAGUAAUAAAUGAUAAAUUAUAUUAGAUUUUUAUAACCAUUGUAGAGUUCUGCGGUUUCAAUAUAAGCAUUAGCAAAUGAUUUAUUAGAUUUAGCAUAAUUGAAAGCAGGAAAAUUUAAAUUAACUUAUUAAGAGUUUUCAAUAAGAUAAUUAUUGAAUGAUGUAAUAUCAAUAAUGACAUAUCCUGUAAGUUUAAGGAAUUUAAAACUAGAUUUUUAAUUUGACAAUAAGAUACCUUAAAUAAUAAAAUCUGAUUCAUAGAGAAUUUAGCAAAUAAUAUUUAACCUUAUUAGUAAUGCUACAAAAUUUACAAAGGUAGGUGGAAUUACUGUAUCAGCUAAAUUAUUAUAACCAAAGCUUAUAGAAAUUUCUGUUGAAGAUACAGGAGUUGGAUUGAAGCCUGAAGAUAAAAAUAAAUUAUUUUAACCAUUUGGAAAAUUAGAAGAUACUAAAAAUAUGAAUACUUCAGGAGUAGGUUUAGGAUUAAUGAUAAGUAAUGUUCUAGCAUAAAAAUUAAGUGGAAAUGAUGAAGGAUUACAAGUUGAUUCUAAAGGAUAAGAUAAAGGAACUAGAUUUAUAUUCAAAAUAUAAGAUGUUAAUGAAAAUUAUGUUGUUCCUACUCCUAAAGCUCUUAUUAGAAAAGAAAGUUUUAAUAUCAAUAUACCUAAUUUAAAAAAAUUAGAUGAUUAAUUGAUAGAACAAUAAUUAUAAAUAUGUAAAUGCCCAUAAAUUAUUAUUGUUGAUGAUGAACCUAUUAAUCUAGAAAUUCUAGGUUGGAAAUUAGAUAGAAUGAAAUCUAUUUAUUUAAAAUCUAAAAGUGGUUAAGAAUGCAUUGAAAUUCUAUAAAAUUGGUAAAAUAAUAAAGAUUAUUGUUGUAACUGGAUUCAUUUUAUUAUUAUUGAUAUAAAUAUGCCUUAUUUAAAUGGAUAUUAGACUUCUAAAUUAGUUAGAUAAAUGGAAAUUGAAAAAUAAGUUAAAAGAUCUACAAUUAUAGGAUGUAGUGGAUUUACAGAUUAUGAAAGUAAAAAAAUAGGAUUAGAAAGUGGAAUGGAUUUAUUUAUUUCAAAGCCAGUUGAAGAUAAGGAGUUAUAAAAUGCUCUAUCAUAACCUUAAUGA